UCGCGUCACUAUAUUUUUCCCAAGUCCGCAGUCCCAGCGAUGACGUUAUGAAUUUGAGUGAUAUUUGUGUAAAGCUAGUCGCGAGCUGACGGCGAUGCGCGCCAAUGUAACGUACCUCGCAAUUAUAUCAUUACAUGUAAUUAAUUAAAAAAUUAAUCGGUCCAGCAUGCGGGUGUGUUUGCUAGUCGUGUUGUCUGUGAGUUACUGUGCUAGUAAAGUUUAUGUCGAUAAAAUUGACCGCUACAUAAUAUCCUGCCACACAACAGACUUCGAGUGCUUCAAGCGACAGUACAAAGCGUUGAGAGACAACGUGUUGCUAGGCAACGACCGGAUAGGCAUACCCACGUAUGAACACUAUGUGUUCGCGUAUGGAGGCGGCACCUGUGUCAAGCUGACGGGCUUGGAGGAGAGUGAGCUUGCUGGUAUUAAAUUGGAAAGCGAACCAAAGAAAUUGACACUAGUAUUAGAACUACCCCUGAGGAUCCAGCAAGUCAAAGACACGAUAAAAGUUUGCGCCAGACCAGACAGAGAAUUCAACUUCAUUCAACCACAGAAAAAUCCCUUAAUGAGGUUCACGGGCAAUGCGACAAUCGGCAUAACAUACCCGUACAAGUUGAAAAAGAAGAAGGGCUUGAUCUACAUGCAGUUGGAAGACGAGAACUUGGAUGUCAUACUGGAUAUCCCGGAUCUCAGCCAUUUCCACUUAAACAGCGAAGUUGAAGCUAAGUUAUACGAAUGGUCGGAGUGGGCGUACGAGGUGGUGCAGCACGUGGACGCUGCUGAAUACUUCGCGUUGCCAUACACCACACAGCUCAGGACAUUGAUGGAGCAUCUGCCGUUGUACAGAUUCAUCAUGCUUUACCCAGAUGAGGAAUACCACGACUUACACUUCAGUUUUUCAGAAGCAACCGUGGUCACUAACCCGUAACGUAACAUAGGAAUAGCAUAAGAUUUAUCUGGGGAUACAAACAGUAAAACAAUUGACAAAUAAACAGGUUAAGUAGGGAUAAAAAGAACAAAACUUAAAACUAUGCUCCAUUUGAGUAGAAACACAAGUAGGUGAUCACCCUGUAGACAAAACAGUCGGCCGACCGUUCGCAAUUUUUUUUAACGAAAAUCUGGAUUCCAUUCAAGGUUUUCAAUCUUUGUAAAGGGCUUAUUACAUUUGACUAAAUUCAGUCGUCUAAAUAGGUUUGUCUAAUUAGGUUUCUAAAUGAUUUAAUGAAACCUAACUUCUGAUGAAAUGCGAUUACA
Molecule: messenger RNA, 1254 nt
Organism: Helicoverpa zea (corn earworm)
Lineage: Eukaryota; Metazoa; Arthropoda; Insecta; Lepidoptera; Noctuidae
Exons: 8
Coding region: 167-928 (253 amino acids)
Source: RefSeq, a predicted model, not a curated record